Girardinichthys multiradiatus is the source of this 4727-nucleotide messenger RNA. Its product is annotated as protein shortage in chiasmata 1 ortholog. The record is from RefSeq and is a predicted model, not a curated record. Gene Ontology annotation, molecular function: ATP hydrolysis activity; single-stranded DNA binding. NCBI's taxonomy places the organism in Eukaryota, Metazoa, Chordata, Actinopteri, Cyprinodontiformes, Goodeidae. Bases 210 to 4646 code for a protein of 1478 amino acids. The transcript is spliced from 28 exons. Gene Ontology annotation, cellular component: condensed nuclear chromosome. Gene Ontology annotation, biological process: resolution of meiotic recombination intermediates.
UUCAGACGUGCAAGUUUGAUGUGAUAUAACGAAUUAUUAUUAUAAAACUAUAUUUCUUUUAUCUCUAUGCAUUUCUAUGCUUUAAAGUGUAAAACAAAAAUGUUUCAAGGCUAGCUACCAGGUCAGGUUUGUCAGCUAGUUUUACAGACGAAAAACUAGCUAGCUAAAUGAGCUCCCAAUGAGAACACUGAUAACCUUUCAGUUCAAACAUGUGUGAAAAGAGCGCAACUAAACUCUUCUCUGCUGUCCGAUUUAAAGCUCUUGACUAUGUUUUUGAGGCCAACACUACUUUAAAGGUUGCCAUGAACAUACUGGCGCUGCCAACACCUUAUCUAACUGGUACCAGUGACCUGUACCCUCACACUGAAAGUCUCCCUGAUGUCACCUACAGGAAGCCAUGGAUCCGAGGACAGGUGAUUUCUUCCUGCAAACUCUUUAUCAGUGCUUCAGUUCUUAAUGACCUUCGAGAGAAAAAUCAGCCAGUUAAUUUACUGGAAAGAUUUUCUGUGGAAAAGGAUGUGGCGAUAAUUCCCAGCUCUAAUCCUGACUCCAUUGACCAGGAUCAGUAUGUUUGCCUCCUGAAUAAGCAGAUUGAUGAUACUUGUCAGGAAACCUUUUCUAAGUGGACAACUGACCAGAAGAGUUCAGAAAGUAAAAGCAAAGAUCUCUUUCUUUCUGAGGAGUUCAUAACUCCAGACUUGCUGUCGGAUUUAAAAAGACAUUUACCUCCUCUGAAAGCCAAACUGUCCAGACUUAAGACGCUCCCUGUGACUGACCCUCUGCUGAACUCAACAGGAAUCGCCAUCUCCAAGGACUCAAUCUUCAGGCAGUGUGCAUCCUACCAGAAACCUUUAGAUGUCGACACCAUCGGUGGUAGAACGUGUGGAGACGUUCAGGAGGAGUUUGUUAAACAGCCACUCUUUGAGACAGAGAUGUCUUCUCUGCAGUCUCUGCUGUUACCACCUGUAGUCGACAGUCUCCAGUCUAACUCACAGAACUACACGGCUUAUUCCAGUGUUUGUGGUUAUGUAAACAUUACUCCAGAACCACUGGAUGAGCAGUGCCCUAUCCUGGAUUUGCUUCACAGAACCUCUCUUUCAAAGGUUUCAGUGGAUAUUUCUCAGUUUGAUGUACAACAGGAACAAAGAAAAAGCAAAUUGAGUGAAAGACUGAUCGAGUUAGAAUGCUUAGGGAAUGCUGUGUCUCCAGCUAGAACAGAGCUGGACCUCAUUCUGAGCCCGAUUCCUAAGAAGAAGCAAGCCCAAAUCGAUCUGUCCACAUCUCAUCUCCAGAAAGAAGUGCUGUCACCUUUUAGCCCAAUAUCUUUGAUGUCAACAAGAACUCAGUAUGAGAUGAAGAAAUCAGUUUGGACCUCAGAGAAGCAUCUGACCUCUGUUGUGCACUUUCUGUUGUCAGAGCCUUCUUUAUGUGAACCGGCCGCAAGCUUUCAACCCAUGUGUGAAGCACUGGGAGUUUUUAACUUACAAAAACAGAGUUCCAGCGGUGCCGGUGACAACCUGGAACUACAGCUGGAGCCAGCAAACCCAGAGAUAGUUUUGGGUAAAAAUCUUGAGUUCAUCGAGAGGAGGAUGUCUGAGGUUCCUACAAACAGAAAGGUGGAGAAGGAAGACUUCAGAAGACUGUUACCUGAAGAUGAGGAGGAUGAGGAUCUGUAUAAAGUUGAAUUUGUCGGGGUGGAUUGUCCAAACAAAGCUCAUCUCCAAAAAGAAGGCACUGUUGAUUCAUCUCAAAGCUCGUUCUCGAUACCCAUAGUCGGUACCAACAGUCAGGAACAAGGUUCUGUUGCUAUAGCCGGCACCGGAGAGGAAACUUCAGAAAAGAGAUUGUCAGAAUCUGCUGUCGGGUCAUCAACGCUUGCAAACAUCAGCAGCGUAAAUGAUGGGUUUAAGACCGUGCGGACCUCCCAUAUUUCUGAGUGGAAUCUGCCAACUAGAUCAAAUAUCAGAGGUAAUCAGAAGAGUUUGAUCUUUAAAAAACAUCAGCCAGAGAAAAACCUCGACCCUCUGUCUGACUUCAUGAUGCUGAGGUCACAGCAGGUAGCUUCAGGUGGUGCAACAUCUCCAAGUUCAAGUAUCUCUGCAGUAGCAGAAGAGGUGAACCAUCCAACACCAGAGACGGAGCAGCAGGCUCCCCCAGAAAUGAUGAAGACAACUGACAGGAAGCCAGGAUACAUGAGCGUUGCUGUGAAAGGAGAUGCUUUUAGAGAGCAGAACCCCACUGCUCUGAGGAUGAGUCAGCUUGAUGGUCGUCCUGUCGGUGACUCAGGCCUUCAGGAGAAACCUUACAGCAGGCUCAUUCAGGUUCAGGCAACAGAAAGUCAGCAGCAUGCUUACUGUGAGCUGCUGGCCUUCGCUCAGCCUUGUCUGAGUUCUGCCAGACAGCUGGGGCUCAAAUUCCACUCAUGGGGAGACUUCAGCUGUUUGGCCCCGGACCAGACACAUUUCCUCCUCAAACAGCAGGAGAGGGCCUUCUGCAGGACCCCGGCAGGCAGCACAACGCUAGCCAAUGAUCAGGAGCAGCUUUUUAACCUGGCUGCUUUGAUCCAUGUGUUGGUGACAUUCAAAGAGCUGCUGCUGAAGUGUGACCUGAGUAUUGCCGUUGAGUACCUGACCAAAGCAGCUGAGACAUGUGUAGAUCACAGCCUCAUGCAGCUGCUGAAGAGGCAGCAGAUCAUCCUCUUCCUCCGUCACAAGAAGGAAGAUUCCAACUUCAAACUGCUGGAGCUUCAGCAACGAUUGGCUGAAUGGCUGGAAAGCAGAAAAGGAAGCGACACUACAGGGAAAGUUCUUGUCAUCCUGUCUGUGGAAUCUUAUGAAACCAGUUCAAUGAUCGUCAGCAACCUGAGCAAAGUGACUGGAGCUGCUGUGAGUUCAGUUUGUCCCGAUGAGGACAAGAAGAAACUGAAUGGUGCCAGUGUGGUCAGCAGUGUGUGCGACAGUGAUUGUGUGCUGGUGUUUGAGCAGCAUAUCGGUCCUGACUUUCCUUGGAGCUGUUUCUCUCUCCUGGUGGAGUUUGACCAUCCAGGCCAGUCCCCCUGGUCCACGAUCUGCAGUGAGAGGAACAUCUGUCAUCUCUCCUUCAUCACCAGCCUCUCUGACACUGACUUGGACAAAAUCUCUUGGAGACUGGAGGAAAAAAUCCCGUUUGUGUUGUUAGUCACCGAGGGGCUUCUGAACUCUCCUCUGCUGCUGCAGACACUUGAGUCAGGUUUCAGUGUAACUGUGCUGGAAAGGAGCCCCUGUCCGACACUGCAAAAGCUCGGAGGGAUCCACAAUUAUGCUGUGAUCACAGUGGACGAAAGCACCGCUAUCAUCAUUCAGGAGCAGGAUGAACUUGGUCAAGAUGGAGCCAGUGAGGGUCUGGUAAUGAGGCUGAGUGCUCUCUCUCUGCAAUACAGCUGCUGUUGGCUCAUCCUGCACUGCCCUGACAUCCAGUGUGGAGGAUUUUCAAGUGAAGCCUUCAAUAACUUGGUGUUGGUUUAUUCGUCGCUGGUUCUGUUUGGCAUGAAGUCCAAAGAACUGGAUGUGAAGGUCCUGAUAGUGUCAGAAGUGUUGGAAAUGGCCCAGUUUAUCAUUCAGAUCUGCUUCAGCACCCUGAUGUCCAGAGACAUUGAUCCUCUGACCUACCUGAACAGAGACUGGCUGACUGUGAGCCCAUCUCAGGAGGAAGAGUGUCUGUCCCAGUUUCCGUGUAUUAAUCCUCUGGUUAGUCAGUUCAUGUUAAAAAGAGCUCCAUCCCUGCAGUGGCUCCUAGGGGCCGGUCUGCCCCAGCUGACAGAGUUACUUCCUGAAGUGCCACAUAAAGUCCUUAAGCUGUUCAGUGACAUCACCUCCUUGUACUCGAGGGAUGCAGAGCCCAAAUCCCCUCAGACAACCAUUAAUGAGACAAACCAACAAACUGGGCCUUUAAAAAGCCCUCAGACCUUCAGUGCUGAGUCUGAGUUCAUGAACUGUCCGCAACCAGAGCUGUUUAGCAGCGGCCCCAACAGUAGCUUCCUAUGUGGAGCUAUGAACCCAGAGGACCUGUUCCCUAACGGAGACCCAGACUCUUCUGACUUCAAAUUUGACCUGAAUUGGUCUUUUGGGAGCCCAAUUAUUGACCUCCAGAAAAACUGGACCAGAAGAGAUCCCUGGGAGGGGGAGAAGAAGGUUCCUUCGUGGACAGGCAGAGCUGGAGCUGCUGGGAGAGUUGUUGAAAGAGUGAAUGAUGUGUGGACGCUGAGAGAGUCCCCAGAUAAGUUCUGCUCGUACCUACACACAGCCGGCACCCCAGUGAUACCCAGUUACAGCCCCUUCCUGCUGCAGGCAGCCAACGGUCACACAUCUUCCCGUCCUGUGAUCUACAGCGACCUCCAGCAUCCUCAGAGCUGUCACUUCAUCUACAGUUGUAGCCCAACUACUGAAGUCAUGUGGGAUCAAAGUUAUGACUGCAUCGCUGGUAGUGGAGGGAUGGCAGUAGGUUCACCUUAUAAUGAACCUAGGUUCUGGAAAGGUCAGGAGAAAAAAAGGAGUGCAGACGCAGCUGGUCUGGUUGGAUCAGGGCAGACACCACAGAAGAGGGGACAGCUGAUCUAUGAAAGAGUACCAGGCAGAAAAGAUGGACAGACGAGGCUUAAAUUAUUUUAAUGUUUUAUGGUUUUAAAGGUUUUUGUUCAAAAAACAUUAUAACAUCGUUUAACAGCAUUGCAAUAAAUGUUGCCAACAUUA